GGUUUCGAUUUCACUUGCCUCAACAGGUCUUCGCAAGCGGAGUUUAGUGUCCAAAGGAGGAAAUGUACGCAUAAGUGGGCUGACCACACCCCUGGCAGAGGCCUUGGAUUUAGGUCUCACUUGGCUUGCCGGGUCUUCUCACGCACAGCAUAUUUCAUUUUUCAUUUUUUUUUUUUUUUUAAAUGCAGAGCUUUAACCGAGAAAAUCGUGUCCGUGCUUCCCAAGAUGAAAUGUCCACACCGCAUUGAACCCCAUCAAAUCCAAGGUCUGGAUUUCAUCCACAUAUUCCCUGUGGUUCAGUGGUUGGUGAAGAGAGCUCUGGAGACGAGAGAAGAGGUGGGUGACACCAUACGCGCCUAUUCCAUAUACCAGUUCAACAGAAAUAAUAAAAUGCCUCAGGAUGAAAAAUUUGAUUCCACCAAACACAAUGCAAUCGAAUGUUUAAAUAAUGCCAAGCACAGUUACAGACCACAAAGACGGUAUCGGCGUCGAGAUGCAGACAAACUGACUGAAGAAGAAACUCGUGUGAUAUCAACCCUGCUUGAGUUUGGAUGGAAUUAUGGACUCCAGAGCCGAUGGAAUGAGAGCACAGAUAAAGCCCAAUCACCAGAAUUGGAAAACCAGGAAACUAUUGAUGGUGCUAAAGAAACGGAUGACGAUCAACAAAAACAGGAUGAGGAAAAAAUCAACCUUCUUAUGCAAAGUAUGUCAGUCAUGACACCCAGCGACGAAUUUAAAAGUUAUGCAUCAGUGAAAAGCAGGGUUUGCAUUUUUUUUCCAAAGAAUUCUUCUUUAAUUAGCAUUUCUGCUUUCGUUGUUGUCUUCUCUCUCUCACACAACACUCAAAUAAUGAAAACCAAACAUGAACAACUCCAAGAGGAAUAUAAGGAAACACAGGAAAAUUUUCAGACGCAACGUUCGGAACGAAUCGAUGCGGAAAUGGACAAACUGAAUGAAAUGGAGACUUCUGAGAACCAAGGUGUCCUUGAAGAAUUGAGGAAUUUAGUUGCAAUGAAUGAAAACCUGAAGAAACAGGAACAAGAGUUCAAAUCUCAUUGCAAGGAAGAGAUGUCCAGGUUAAAACAGAACAUUCAGAAAUUGAAAGAUGAAAAUGCUGAAGAUGAUUCUGACGAUAAGCAGCGAGUAUCAUUGAUUGAAAGUCAAUAUGAUGCAGACAAAGAAAAACUACAGAAGAUCAAACUGUUGCAGGCGAAAACAAACCGUGAAAUUGCCUCUCUGCAGCGGAAGAUCGACGAUGUACCAUCUCGUGUUGAACUGAGUCAAUAUCAGAAACGCUUCUUCGAACUUUACAACCAAGUUGCUGCCAAACACAAGGAAACUAAACAGUUCUACACACACUACAACAUCCUCGAUGAUACGAAACUCUACAGAAACAAAGAGGUCAACCUGCUCAACUCCAUACAUGAAAACUUUACUCAGGCUAUGGCAUCAACUGCUACAAAAGAACAGUUUCUGCGACAGAUGGAACAAAUUGUUGAAGGAGUGAAACAAAACCGGCUGAAGGUGGAGAAAAAGAAACAAGAAGAGAAAAUGAAGCGUGACCAAUUCAAUGACCAAUAUCUGGAAUUAAUUGAGAGUCAAAGACUCUACUUCAAGACUGUCAAAGACUUCCAAGAGGAAUGCCGAAAGAAUGAAAUACUGCUGUCUAAAUUACGAUGAAGAGAACAAAGUCUUUGAAAACAGGAGAAGGAUCCGGAAAUUCUCAUUCCAAAAUUAUUAUUCUUAAUGGCUGCUGAUUCAAUAUUUUUUUUACAAGAACAAAAUAUAUUUAUUAUUAUUAUUAUUAUUGUUAUUAUUGUUAUUAUUAAGAAGAUGAAGGCGGAGGGAGGGCUGUCAAAAUCAUUGGCACGCCGGGCAAAAUGCUUAGUAUUUUGUCCGUCCUUACAUUCUGAGUUCAAAUUCCGCUGAGGUCAACUGUACCUUUCAUCCUUUCAGGGUCGAUAAAGUAAGUACCACUGAAACACUGGGGGUCAAUGUAAUUGAUUAGUCCCCUCCCUGCAAAAUUUCAGGCCUUGUGCCUUUAGUAGAAAAGAUUAUUAUUAUUAUUAUUAUGGAGGUGACAGAAUCAUUAUGCUGGACAAAAUGCUUUGCAGCACUUCUUCUGGCUUACAUCCCGAGUUCAAAUUCUUCCAAGGUGGACUUUGCCUUUCUU
This is a messenger RNA of Octopus bimaculoides (California two-spot octopus), 2173 nucleotides long. RefSeq names its product coiled-coil domain-containing protein 93. Gene Ontology annotation, biological process: Golgi to plasma membrane transport. The record is from RefSeq and is a predicted model, not a curated record. Lineage: Eukaryota; Metazoa; Mollusca; Cephalopoda; Octopoda; Octopodidae.